Messenger RNA from Plasmodium fragile, 2952 nucleotides. RefSeq lists its product as uncharacterized. NCBI's taxonomy places the organism in Eukaryota, Apicomplexa, Aconoidasida, Haemosporida, Plasmodiidae. Gene Ontology annotation, cellular component: protein phosphatase type 2A complex. The record is from RefSeq and is a predicted model, not a curated record. Gene Ontology annotation, biological process: protein dephosphorylation. Gene Ontology annotation, molecular function: protein phosphatase regulator activity. The transcript has a single exon. The coding region runs from base 1 to 2952 and encodes 983 amino acids.
AUGAAACAGGCCGAAUUCAUAGCAAACGUCAAGAUGAAGACUGAGACAGCGAAUGUCCACGCAAACACUUGUACACCCCCGGGGUCAGAAAAAUCAGAAAUGAAAAAUUUAAAUUUGUUUCCCCAUUUAUUUUUAAAGGGGGAAUUAAUGAGACAGUUUUUAAUGGACGAAGAUGUGUGGCUGUUUAUACAAAAUUUUAAAAUGAAAUUAAAAGAAAGUCCACACGAUGUUGAUAACUGGUUGGACUAUCAGUUACACUUAGCGAAAAACAACAUGGGGAAUUUGUUCCACUCGGAUAUCCCCCCAUUUGAACACGUAAAAAAGAACAGCGAAGGUGUUAGUUCAAAAAAUUAUUACGAGGUGGAGAGAAAUUUUGGUCAUCCUACUGACUUUGCAAAGCGGAAUGACUUUUCUGACCAAUGUGGGAUAAGUAGUACUUGUGAUGAUUUGGACCUCGUGUACCCACGAACUCCCUGCAGCAGAGAGAGAGACGAAUCCGAUGAGGAACAUAACAACGAUGACGAGCAUAAAAAUGACCAGAAGGAGGGGUACACGACCACCGCUGUGGGGUUAGGAACACAUGGAACAAGCAGAGUUGGCAUAAAUGACAUCCUAAUGAGGAGGAUGUCUCAAAGCGAACAGGGCAAAGGAAGUGUUGACAGGCAGGUGGGGUAUAAUACUCCUACACUGACAGAUGACCCUCAUUUGGGGGAGAACACAAAUCGAGCUGAAUCAAGGCAUACCCCAAGUGGGACUCCACAAAGGGGAAUCUGUGGGGUCGGAAGUAAUCUCAAUGUUAGCAGCGACGGGAAUGAUUAUACCGAUGUGCUCACGGAUGAAAAUUCGAAACACUACCACAAUGGUGAGGACAUGAUAAUAAGAAAGAGGCAUGAUGGUAGGGAAGAAGACAAAGUAGCUACGAAUCAUUUCAGUGGAGUGGACAAGGAGGAGUACCACGAAAUUAGGGACAGGAUGCAACAACACAGGGACAGAGAAAAUUUCGAGCAUGCAAUUUUUAGCCCCCAAAGGAAGGAUGUAAUGAAAUCGAUAUAUGAAGUGUCCGCUGCCCCCAUGCAGUGUAGUGAGAAGGACGAUAUGAUGAUUACGUUGAGGCAAACUACACAUAAGGAUGAUGGCGCACAUUGGAAGGCAGAGGAUGGUUAUGAUCGCGAUGGAACAGCGAAAGGGGGGAUCCCCCAGGAUGGAACUUCCUUGAGUGAGGAAGCACUUCAGGGGGAAGAACAAUUCAACCAAGCAGUGAACAUGCACGUGGCAACCAACCGGGGGCAUGAAAAACAGCAAAGAAUAGCGGCUCCUACUAUGAGCAAAAUAUCAACAGAGGAAAGUCUCCUCCCAAAGAAGAAUAAACUGCUAGAAGAUCCUCUGCAUGAGGAUAAACAAAGCAAAGCUGGCCCCACAUAUAACCCACCAUGCGACAACACAUUGUGGGAUAAACAGAAUACGGAGGUGCCCAUUGUGGUGAUACCCCAAAUGACAGUAACCAUUAAUAAAAAGAUGAACGAGGAGACAGAUAAAAAAUUAAAAAAAAUAUUCAGCCAAUAUAAAAAUAAAAUGAAUUUAAAUUUAUUCGAGGAAUUAAUAGUAGUAGACUUUCUUAAAAUUGGAAGAUAUAUGAGUCACACUUUGUAUUCUCGUAUUGACAAAGUGAAUGAAGAUUUUGUAACAUGUGAAGAGGUAAGGAAGUACUUCCGUAAUCGUUUUGUUGAUGGGACGAAGGAUCCAAGUUACUACAACGAUAGUAGGUAUAGGAGUUUAUUUGAACGGACAAGACAAGGAAGUGUAAAGAGUGCCCUGCAUGUAGUUACUCCAUCGAAUGGUGAUGUGGAGGACAUUUCUCAUUUGCAAAAUGAUACAACCCCUUUACACUGCGAUGAGCAUGCUGUUGAAGGGGAUGACGGAGGAUGUAGCCAAAAGGGAGAAAUUGCAGAUGUCCCAUACAAAAAAUGUUCCAUUGUAAAUUUCUUCAAUGCUAUAAAGGAUCCGAACAGGGACUACAUUUCGUUUAAAGAUUUUGAUGUGUUCAUAAGAGAAAUUCUAAAAAGAAAUACGUCUUUACAAUUUCUACAUGAACAUGUAGAAUUUCUCGAAAGGUACAUAGAAUCGGUCAUCGUGAGAAUAUAUUAUCAUAUAGAUGUAAACGACACGAAUAAAAUAUACUUGAAAGAUUUGAGGAGACAUAACUUAGCUCAUAUUUGGUGCUGCUUAGAUGAUAAUAUAAAAGUGCAGCACGUGAAAAACUACUUCAGUUAUUCUCAUUUCUAUGUGUACUAUUGUACCUUUUGCCAAACGAGCAGUUGCAAAGAUAUGCUCAUUGAUGAUAAUGAUCUGUAUAGGUUCGAUAAUCAUUCUCUGAACGAUUUUAUUGUAAAUAGAAUUUGGUCUAGGGUUUCCAUUAAGUUAGGAGGACCAAAUGAAAAAUAUAUGUGUUUGAACGAUUGGAUAUAUUUUAUUAUGAAUUAUGAAGACAUGACAUCUAACCGGGCCAUUGAAUUUUGGUUUAAGCUAAUUGACUUGGACGCAGAUUGUGUCAUUAGGGAUCAUGAAAUUCAGGUCUUUUUUAAUAUUCAAAUGGAGAGAUUAAAGUCGCAUUAUUUAGAGGAACCUAAAUUUGAAGACUGGUUAUGUCAGAUGAAUGAUGCUAUUCAGCCAAAGAAUGAAGGAAAUUUUACCCUCUCCGAUUUUAAAAGGAAUAAGAAAUAUGCUGCUAGAUUUUUCGGUUGCUUGGUUAGCUUGUCCAAGUUACUAGCUUGGGAGAGCAGGGAUGUGUAUAAGGAGUUGCAGAUCGAGACGGAGUUUCCCCACGCCACUCCCUGGGAGAUAUUCUGCAAAACCAAGUACGACGAGUUGUGCUACAUGGAGAAUGAAGGAUGCUAUGAGGACAAUUUUGACGCCUAUGACGCCAAGGGCUUCUACGGCAUGGACUCCGACUGA